UAUUUUACUGGGUUACUUUCACUUGAGUCAUUUUCUAUAAAGGUAUCUUUACUUUUACUCAAGUAUGACAGUUGGGUACUGUUUCCACCAGUGUUCACCAAGUGUAAUGGAUUGAUACAAUAGUUAAGUUGGGGGGCGGUAAUGCAACAUAUUGGACGCUAACCCUCUUUAAACUCCACCGAAGAAGAAGAAGAAGACGAAGCAGAAGUGGGGGUAUUUUAUAUGCCACACUGCUGUCAAGGCAACAGAACUCAUGUAGCUAGCAGGGCCGUGAAAUAAAUUAAAUCAUGUUGCAAAACGUGGAAUUUCUUAUAUUUGAGCCAUAAUUUGCUUGCUAGAGCAAUUAGAUUCUAGCGUUUGCCACUUGCGGAGCGAACUUUAGCCACUCGUUGUUGCUGAAGUUAGUUAGCUAGCUAACAAAACAAGUUUGUCACAGACAAAAGGGGAAACCGGUGUCUUUGAAUUGGUCAUUUUGUAUUAACUAGUUAACUAUGGCAAGUAAAAAGCUCAGAAGAACGGGUGUGUCACUCGAAGUAUGCGAACGACUGCAGCGCCACCAAAUUGAAAGUUGCCAGAAUAGAUGGAGUAGAAACGAUAUGCCUUUCGCAACGGUGACUACUAUGCCCAUUGUCACCAGGACCUGCUGUCCCUCACACCUCUAGAGGUGAUGCGCCUCGCGGGGCAGAGUUACCAACAGGUGUUGAUGCUACUUCAGUCAGUCAGCAAGGCCUGUGCCCCCUCAAUGACCACAGCAUUGGAGGUGUGGAAGCAGAGGGCUGACCUGUGUUUCUCCACAUCCCUACCUGCCCUGGACAGACUGCUUCAGGGAGGGCUACCACGGGGGACACUCACAGAGGUGACUGGCCCCUCAGGUUGUGGGAAGAGCCAGGUGUGUAUGAUGCUCAGUGUGCUGGCCACUCUGCCAAAGUACAUGGGUGGCCUCGACAGCGGAGUUAUCUACAUAGAUACAGAGGCGGCUUUCUCAGCAGAGAGGUUAGUGGAGAUUGCUCAGAGCAGGUUUCCAGACUAUUUCUGUGAGAAGGAGCGUGUGUUGGAGAUGGCUGGACGUGUCCACCUUUUUCAGGAGCUCACGUGUCAGGAUGUCCUGGACAGACUGGAGAGGCUGGAGGAGGACAUCAUCUCCUCCAAGGCUGGGUUGGUGAUUCUUGACUCGGUGGCCUCAGUGGUGAGGAAGGAGUAUGACACAACACUUCCUGGGAACCUCAGUCACCGCAGCAACCUGCUGGGCCAGGAGGCUGCCACCCUCAAAUACCUGGCUCAGGCCUUUCACAUCCCUGUGGUCUUGACCAACCAGAUUACGACGCAUGUGGGCGAUCGAGGAGAGAGAGGCGCUGCGUCAUUCAGGGGAGCAUCCGAUGAGAGGGAUUCUGGGUAUGUGACGGCGGCGCUGGGGAACACGUGGAGUCAUAGCGUCAACACCCGCCUCAUUGUCCAGUAUGUAGACGCACACCAAAGACAGAUUAUGAUAGCGAAGUCACCUGUGGCCCCGUUUGCUGUUCUAAACUACACCGUCCAGAAGGAGGGCAUCCGUCUAGAGGGAAAUGAUGAUAACCAGGAAGUGUUGCAUCAAGGCACAGACCCGGGCCUCCAGCCGAUCAGAGUGAGGACAGGAUUCAACUACAACCUGACACAAGCCAAUCCUGCUGCCGUUGGCCAUCUGAAGCGUCUUUGACUCUGGGAACUGUGUGUGUGUGUGUCAGGGCUCUACAGUGCUACCAUUUUGGGGGCAUAUGCUCCUAAAUAUUUUGCUGUGCUACCAGGAAUUUUAAUUUGGGAAUUCCAAUGCCCAUAGAAAACAAAUCACCCAAGUAAUAAUUGUUGUUAUGAUUUCUCCGCAGCCUCAGUAGUAUGCAAACAUGGUGGCACAGAAAGAAAGGAAAAUAGCUUUUUUAGGAGAUGAGGAUUCAUAUAGACCCAAUGUAUAUGGAACGGUGUUUGGGUCUUUGCGUGUCAAAAAAGAUACAAGUCAAAUAACGCUAUUUGACGUAUCACGUAACGCUAACACAAUUUGACACGUCAAAUAGGCUUGUUGACCAAUCAGGACCUGAAUAUGACUACACGUCACAUAAUAAUUGAACACGUUCAGUAAUGUUUUACGUGGUUAUUACACAUUGAUUACACAAUCACCGCUGAACAUAAAAUAGCUAGCUAGCUGAUGGAUGCAAACAAUGUUCUUUGCCAAAAACAUAGCAAAAUGACAUCCGUUUCAGUAGCUAUAGUUAACUAUCUAGCUAGGUGGUGUCAUCUAAAAUACUCCUAAUUUAUAAGACAGUUCUUAUUUGAUUAAUGGUGGUUGGACGCACCUAUGUGAAGCUAGCCACAAUAGUGGAAUUGGCAGUUCGCCUUCAAAAAUGAAAUGUUAUUUGUCACAUGCGCCAAA
Molecule: messenger RNA, 2401 nt
Organism: Oncorhynchus gorbuscha (pink salmon)
Lineage: Eukaryota; Metazoa; Chordata; Actinopteri; Salmoniformes; Salmonidae
Gene: rad51b
Product: RAD51 paralog B
Exons: 10
Coding region: 668-1693 (341 amino acids)
Biological process (GO): double-strand break repair via homologous recombination
Cellular component (GO): Rad51B-Rad51C-Rad51D-XRCC2 complex
Molecular function (GO): ATP hydrolysis activity; DNA binding; ATP-dependent DNA damage sensor activity
Source: RefSeq, a predicted model, not a curated record